Molecule: messenger RNA, 841 nt
Organism: Prunus persica (peach)
Lineage: Eukaryota; Viridiplantae; Streptophyta; Magnoliopsida; Rosales; Rosaceae
Product: eukaryotic translation initiation factor 1A
Exons: 2
Coding region: 186-623 (145 amino acids)
Biological process (GO): translational initiation
Cellular component (GO): cytoplasm
Molecular function (GO): RNA binding; translation initiation factor activity
Source: RefSeq, a predicted model, not a curated record
GUGUCGUUGAAGUAAGUUUAGUUUGACCCGGCCUAUCUUGAACCGACUUGACCUUUGCGGUACAAAACGAGCAACUUGCUAGGGCUUUUGAUUUAUUCCACAGCUCUGAUUUUUCAGGUUGUGCUCCUCCUUCGAAUUUUGCAAGUUUCACCUUUUCGCUAAAGAGAGAAGCAGAAAAAGUAAUCAUGCCGAAGAACAAGGGAAAGGGAGGAAAGAACAGGAAGAGAGGUAAGAAUGAAGCCGAUGAUGAAAAGCGUGAACUUGUGUUUAAGGAAGAUGGACAGGAGUAUGCCCAAGUGCUUCGUAUGCUGGGUAACGGUCGCUGUGAAGCCAUGUGCAUUGAUGGGACGAAGCGACUUUGUCACAUCCGUGGUAAGAUGCACAAGAAGGUUUGGAUUGCAGCCGGUGAUAUCAUUCUUGUUGGUCUUCGUGAUUAUCAGGACGACAAAGCUGAUGUGAUCCUCAAGUACAUGCCUGAUGAGGCUAGGCUUCUGAAGGCAUAUGGAGAGCUUCCAGAGAACACACGUCUUAAUGAGGGUAUUGCCGGGGGUCUUGAAGACGAGGAAGAAGGCGGUGCUGAUGACUAUAUUGAGUUUGAGGAUGAAGAUAUUGAUAAGAUAUAGAGGUUCCAGGAUCAACUCUAUUUGGAUGUUAUAUUUUACCUUUACCUGUUCGCGGUUAAUUGGCACUAAUAUAAGUCAAACUUGGAUUGGCAGUUGGCUCUUUAUGUGGUUUUGUAUUUCCAGAUGGGGAAUUGGUCAUGUUCCAUGUAACAUCUGUUAUUAUUAAUACAUCUGUUAUGUUUGUGUUUUUUUUUUUCUUCAUUUAAUGACUGCUUCCA